AUGGCAGGAGAUCUCAUUCUGAUUACGGGCGUUUCUGGCUAUAUCGGAUUCAAGACUCUGAUCCUAGCUCUUGAAGCAGGGUUCCCAGUACGUGCGGUCAUCCGCAAGGCCGAACAGGCCACAAAACUCCAGUCUCACGCUCGAGUCGCACCCCACAUGGACAACCUACAAUGGGUUGUUAUUCCCGAUCUCUCAGACACCCACUCCUUCGAUCCUCACCUCGCUGGUGUCACGGGGAUUCUCCAUAUCGCCUCCCCUCCUGCCAUCGAGUCGGACGACUAUGACCGCGACAUUAUCGACCCCGCCUUAAAAGUAACCCUCUCCAUCCUCAACGCCGCGCACCGCACUCCCUCAAUCAAGCGUGUCGUCAUCACCUCCUCCGCCGUAACCCUGAUCUCCUUCGCCUGGAUGUUUGGUCCCGCGCCUGCGUCCCCAGACCUCACACUAUUUACCGCAGCCGACAUCAACUCCAACAUUGCCGGUCCCUACGGCACGUCAAUGGAAGCAUACUUCGCAUCCAAGACCCUAUCCCGUAUUGCCACAGGAAAAUUCAUGGAGGAGGAGAAGCCAGAAUUUGAGUUCGUCAACUUGCUGCCAACAGUAGUAUUCGGGCCAGAUGAACUGGCUACAAAUGCCGCUGAGUUGGUGACGGCCGGGAACUCUCUCGCACUUGGUCCGCUCUUAGAUGCCAAUAUCCCGCAGAUGGUGGGGGCUACAGUGCACGUUGAUGAUGUGGCUAGGGCGCAUAUCGAUGCGUUGAAGCCGAGUGUGCAAGGGAACAAAGACUAUAUUUUGAGUUCUGAUACACCGGAUGGUAUUGAUUGGGAAGAUGCGCAGAACUAUGUUAGGAAGUUCUUUCCAGAAGCUGUGGAGAACGGGACAUUGAAAUUGGGGGGGAGCCUGAGGGCGAGGAUCUGGAGGUUGGAUACUCGGGAGACGGAGAAAGAGUUUGGGUGGGAGUUCGUAUCCUUCGAGGAGACGUUGAAAGAGCUUGUGGGGCAAUAUUUGAAGUUUGUAGCGGCGGAGAAGAAACGAGAUUGUGGUACGGUUUGA
Molecule: messenger RNA, 1053 nt
Organism: Venustampulla echinocandica
Lineage: Eukaryota; Fungi; Ascomycota; Leotiomycetes; Helotiales; Pleuroascaceae
Product: putative 3-beta hydroxysteroid dehydrogenase
Exons: 3
Coding region: 1-1053 (350 amino acids)
Molecular function (GO): oxidoreductase activity, acting on the CH-OH group of donors, NAD or NADP as acceptor
Source: RefSeq, a predicted model, not a curated record